GAGAAAUGCUGUUCUUGACAAAACCAAACUUGUUUGGGGUUAGAGAAUGAGGACUGGGGAGGUGAGCUGGACUUGUCUCUUGGUGGGAAACCCAGUCCCUUUCGCUAGAGGGGACUCUUGGUGGGGAGCGAGCCCCUCUUUAGCCCAGGCGACCGAAGCCUGUGGUUCUGAAUAGUGGUAGUGAGGCGGAGCCGAAGCCCUUCCCUGGAGGUCGGAGAAGGGACAGAAAAGUGAAGCUGAGAGGAGAUGAGCUACGUUCACACAAAGUUUUGGUUACUUUGUAUAACACUUAAAAGUAAUUGCCAACUUUUUUUUUUAAGACUGUUUCCGGAGCUUUCUAACAGCGUAGGCUUGGGAUGAGGGUUUGGUUUUGUUUUGUGGAGGAGCGCUUUUGUUUUAUAGGUAAAGCCAACCAACUUGGUGUGAGUAACAUUUUUUUUUAUACUGCAGUUCUCAAGACUGUAGGGAGCUUCCCUUAGUCACAGAUGUAAUCGUCACGUUAAAUAGUGCAGAGUAAGAAAACUGAAGUCAAAGACCAUGGGAGAUGCCGCAAAACCUUAUUUUGUGAAACGCGCUAAAGACCGAGGAACUAUAGAUGAUGAGGAUUUCAGAAGGGCUCACCCCCAGCAAGAUUAUUUAAUAAUGGAUGACUGUGUUAAAGGCCAUAGCAGUAAAAUGGAAAAAGGCCUUCCAAAAAAAAAAUUAACACCAGGGAACUAUGGGAAUACCCCCAGAAAAGGACCAUAUGCUGUUUCCAAUCCCUAUGCAUUUAAAAACCCAAUUUACAGUCAGCCCACUUGGAUGAAAGACAACCACAAAGAUCAGAGUAAGAGAUGGCUCUCUGAUGAACUUGCUGGUAAUUCAGACAGCUGGAGGGAAUUCAAACCGGGACCUAGAAUUCCUGUUCUAAACCGACCAAGAAAAGACUCCUUUCAAGAAAGCGAAGAUGGAUAUAGGUGGCAGGAUGGACGAGGCUGCAGAACUGUAAGACGACUGUUUCAUAAAGACUUGACAAGCCUAGAAACCAUGUCAGAAAUGGAAGCAGGAAGCCCUGAAAACAAGAAGCAGAGAUCCAGACCUCGGAAGCCACGGAGGUCUAGAAAUGAGGAAAAUGAGCAGGACGGAGACUUGGAAGGCCCGGUGAUUGAUGAGUCUGUGCUUUCAAUGAAAGAGCUCCUGGGCUUACAGCAGGCAGAGGAGCGAUUAAAGAGAGACUUCAUUGACAGGCUUAAAAGGCGACCAAGAAACUACCCUACAGCUAAGUACACCUGCAAACUUUGUGAUGUUUUAAUUGAAUCCAUUGCAUUUGCCCAUAAGCAUAUCAAAGAGAAGAGGCACAAGAAAAACAUUAAGGAGAAGCAGGAGGAAGAGUUGCUCACUACGUUACCCCCGCCUACACCCUCCCAGAUAAAUGCAAUUGGUAUUGCCAUUGACAAAGUGGUACAGGAGUUUGGCUUACACAAUGAGAACUUGGAACAGAGACUAGAAAUUAAACGUAUCAUGGAAAAUGUGUUCCAACACAAGUUACCAGAUUGUUCUCUGAGAUUAUAUGGGUCAUCCUGUAGCAGAUUGGGUUUCAGAAAUUCAGAUGUAAACAUCGACAUUCAAUUUCCAGCCAUUAUGUCUCAGCCAGAUGUUCUCUUACUUGUUCAAGAAUGUUUAAAGAACAGUGAGUCUUUUGUUGAUGUUGACGCAGACUUCCAUGCUAGGGUACCAGUGGUGGUGUGCAGAGAAAAGCAAAGUGGUCUUCUUUGUAAAGUGAGCGCAGGAAAUGAAAAUGCUUGUCUGACAACAAACCAUUUAACUGCCCUUGGAAAACUUGAAUCAAAGCUGGUUCCUUUGGUGAUUGCGUUUAGGUACUGGGCAAAGCUUUGCAGCAUAGAUCACCCUGAAGAAGGAGGUUUGCCACCAUACGUGUUCGCCCUGAUGGCCAUUUUCUUUCUGCAACAGAGGAAAGAACCCCUUCUGCCUGUUUAUCUAGGAUCAUGGAUUGAAGGGUUCUCGUUGAACAAACUAGGAAAUUUCAACCUUAAAGAUGUUCAGGAAGACACCGUGGUUUGGGAGUAUGCUGACAAUGCUGCCGGAGAUGCGGAAACAGCAGAACACGAGGCACCAAGAGAAGUGCCUGUGAAGAGGGGACAGGUAUCAUUAAUAUUUGAUUUCAAGCACCAGCCGUCAGUACCAGUUGGGCAGCUCUGGGUGGAAAUGCUUCGAUUCUAUGCAUUAGAAUUUAAUUUGGCUGAUUUAGUGAUAAGUAUCCGUGUCAAAGAAUCAGUGUCUCGUGAAUCCAAGGAUUGGCCCAAAAAGCGCAUUGCCAUUGAAGAUCCCUACUCUGUUAAAAGAAAUGUGGCAAGGACUCUAAAUAAUCAGCCCGUGUUUGAAUAUAUACUUCAUUGUUUAAGGACAACAUAUAAGUAUUUUGCUCUUCCACACAAAAUUACAAAAUCCAGCCUUCCAAAGCCUCUGAAUACUGUCACACGUAUUUCCGAACACCCUAAAGAAGUAGCAAGCGUGGGGGCACGAGCAAAAGGUGAUGAACUCAAAAGCUCAGCUUUGGCUCAAGAGCCAGGUGCUGCCAGUUCAGGUGCGAACACCUGCCAGGUACGGCCACUUACAGAGACUGCUGAAAGCUUUGGAGGCCCCCCAACAGAGGAAAUGGGGCACGCGCAUGUCAGCAUCCACCUGGAAAACUCCAGCCGUAUCAGGACAGGGGCCGGUUGUGAUGGUUGUGAGGAUGUUAAAGCACACCGUCGAGCAGCGGGAAGUAAAGCUGGGAGCGAGGGCAAGCAUCCUUUGCCUGCCGGUGAUCAAGGGCCAAGCAGUAGCAGAUGUGGAGAGCUUGUCCUCCGUGGCGGCACACAAAAUAAGGAGACACAUAACACUUUGGAUGUGGAAGACUUCCACAGUCCUACGGCCGACGAGUGUGAUGGAUUCGUCACCUCGGAGGACAAGGCUGAUGUUGAUGAAGAAGGCGUAGAAGGUCCUGAUGAGCUGGAAGAUGCUCUAGGCCACUUUGCCCCUUCAAGACAGGGUCACGUGUCAAGAAUCAUUCAUUCCGAGGAGGAGGAGGAGGAGGAGGAAGAGGAAGAGGAGGACGAUGAAGAACCCAGGCUGUCCAUUCCCCGGAGGGAAGAUGAGGACGACUUGGCAAAUGAAGAUGAGUUAGAAAAUCCGUACACAGGAUCAGGGGACGAGGACGCCCUGUCUGAGGAGGACGAUGAAUUAGGCGGAUCUGCUAAGUAUAAAGACCUGAAAGAAGAUGGAAAACAUGUGGACGGGGCUCUACUAAUGGAAUUGAAUAAAAUCAGUCUUAAAGAAGAAAAUGCAUGUGAGGAAAGUUGCACUGCAGAUCAGUCUGAUUUCUUCUAUGAAUUUAGUAAACUCAUCUUCACCAAAGGCAAGUCUCCUACAGUCGUGUGCAGUUUAUGCAAACGAGAAGGCCAUCUCAAGAAGGACUGUCCCGAAGACUUCAAAAGAAUUCAGCUGGAACCUCUGCCGCCACUGACACCCAAAUUUUCAAAUAUCUUAGAUCAAGUUUGCAUCCAGUGUUACAAGGAUUUUUCUCCAACUAUUUUGGAAGAUCAGGCUCGUGAACAUAUUCGGCAAAACCUAGAAAGUUUCAUAAGACAGGAGUUUCCAGGAACUAAAUUGAGCUUGUUUGGCUCCUCCAAAAAUGGAUUUGGGUUCAAACAGAGUGACCUUGACGUCUGCAUGACAAUUAACGGGCUGGAAACCGCGGAGGGGUUGGACUGUGUAAGAACUAUUGAAGAAUUGGCAAGAGUCCUCAAAAAACAUUCAGGUCUUAGAAACAUCUUGCCUAUUACAACAGCAAAGGUGCCAAUUGUAAAGUUCUUCCAUUUGAGAAGUGGUCUGGAGGUGGACAUCAGCUUGUAUAACACACUGGCCCUUCAUAACACGAGGCUCUUAUCUGCUUAUUCAGCCAUUGAUCCCAGAGUGAAAUAUUUAUGCUAUACCAUGAAAGUGUUUACAAAGAUGUGUGAUAUUGGUGAUGCUUCUAGAGGCAGCUUAUCGUCAUACGCAUACACGCUUAUGGUGCUAUAUUUUCUCCAGCAGAGGAAUCCACCAGUCAUUCCUGUCCUUCAAGAGAUAUACAAAGGUGAAAAGAAACCUGAAAUAUUUGUUGAUGGCUGGAAUAUUUAUUUUUUUGAUCAAAUAGAUGAACUGCCCACCUAUUGGCCAGAAUAUGGGAAAAAUACAGAAUCUGUUGGGCAGCUAUGGUUGGGACUUCUUCGAUUCUACACAGAAGAAUUUGAUUUUAAAGAACAUGUUAUUAGCAUCAGGAGAAAAAGUCUGCUUACAACUUUUAAGAAACAGUGGACCUCAAAAUACAUUGUAAUUGAAGAUCCCUUUGAUUUGAAUCACAAUCUUGGAGCUGGAUUAUCGAGGAAAAUGACAAAUUUUAUAAUGAAAGCAUUUAUUAAUGGUAGAAGAGUGUUUGGUAUUCCAGUCAAAGGAUUUCCGAAGGACUACCCGUCAAAAAUGGAAUACUUUUUUGAUCCAGAAGUGCUAACUGAAGGAGAGCUGGCACCAAAUGAUAGAUGUUGCCGAAUUUGUGGGAAAAUUGGACACUUCAUGAAGGAUUGUCCUAUGAGGAGAAAAGUGAGGCGGCGGCGUGAUCAGGAAGAUACCCUGAACCAAAGAUACCCUGAGAACAAAGAGAAGAGGAGCAAAGAGGACAAAGACAUUCAGAACAAGCACACAGAGAGGGACGUGUUGACAAAAGAAGAGAAGCCCGUGCAGUGCACGCCUCAGAAAGCCAAGCCAGUGAGGACAGCUGUCGACCUGGGCAGAGAGAAAAUCCUCAGGCCACCAGUGGAAAAAUGGAAGAGGCAGGAUGACAAAGACUUACGAGAAAAACGUUGUUUUAUUUGUGGAAGAGAAGGGCACAUUAAAAAGGAAUGCCCGCAAUUUAAAGGCUCUCCAGGUAGCCUUUCCAGUAAAUAUAUGACUCAGGGAAAAGCCUCAGCGAAGAGGACCCAGCAGGAAUCAUGAGGGAAGGAAAAUGCAGCACUCUAAAUGGCCACUCAGGCGGUCCCAUUCUCUUUGAAAUUAGGUUCAUUUCACAGGACACAGCAGUGUAGAUCAGGCUUCUACUUAACACUCUAGGGAAAUGUCAGAUUUUCUUUUUAACUUAAUGAAAUUGUUAAUGAAAAAAAAUUAAUAGUCUUAACCUAUGACAAAUCCCCAUAGAUAUAAGGAUUUUAAGAGAAAGCCAUGACGUAUGUAUUUAAGCCAGGUUUUAUUUUUUUUUUUUUAAGCCAGGUUUAAAAAAAAAAAAAAAAGCAUAAUUGUGGGCCAGUAUUCAGUGAAUACAAUUUCAUGGUUUUUAAUUCUUUCAGAGCACACUAAAACUGGUGUGCUGAUAAACCCCUAGUAAAUUACCCCUUUUUUUCCAUCUAUAAAUCCCUUUUUUGUUUUGAAGAGGGGAGAUUAUAUUUAUUGUUGUUUACUGAAUCCUUGUGUGAAAGCAUAUCAAAUAUGUGUGAACCGCUACUACUGUAUUUACUACGAUUUACAAGCCGAUUUCAUUGAUAUUUGUAGAAGUGAUGACGCGAACACGAGUACAUAUUUGUGUGAGCCUUCCGGGGUAUGCAGCGCCACUGAGGGGCUUUGGUUUUUCUCCCCCUCUCUAAUUUUAAGUUGACAUAAAAUUACUAUGCUCCUACAAAUGAAGUAAGGGAAACGAAUAGUCCUGUUUGCUGCUAAAAACAUUUUCAAAGGAAAAACGACAAAAUAUAGAAGUGCUUUUUACUUUUUAUGAUACUCCGAAAUUAGGGUGGAGAACUUUUAAAACUCCCUGAAGAUGAAAGGGCCAUCUCUGCCAAUCACAAGUUUGGUUGGUGUCAUUUUGGGGUCUGACUGGAGCCCUCCUGGAACUGUUUCUCUAACUCCACAAGCCCUUCCAGAAGUAGUACGUGGCCAGAACUAUGCCUCGGUUUAUUUAUCAUUUUGAAAUAAAAUCAGAAUUUCAACCUGUAA
Messenger RNA from Lynx canadensis (Canada lynx), 6000 nucleotides. RefSeq names its product terminal uridylyl transferase 7 (gene TUT7). The record is from RefSeq and is a predicted model, not a curated record. Gene Ontology annotation, molecular function: nucleic acid binding; zinc ion binding; RNA uridylyltransferase activity. NCBI's taxonomy places the organism in Eukaryota, Metazoa, Chordata, Mammalia, Carnivora, Felidae.